AUGUCCGUAGAUGAGAUCUACAACCCUUGGAAAACCAAGACGAAACCUAGUUACCGACUGGACUUUUACCGGCACGGUUUCCGAACGCCUCCAGAGCGCUGGUGGAAGUACCCGAUCAAAAUCAAUGGGCCACUCGGAACUCUGAGAGGCAGCGACGGUGCUGCCACCGACACAAGUUAUCUGAAGUGUAUGGCCUACUUCCAGGAAGUACAGAUGUGGUGCAUCAUGGAUACCAACGUGGAGAGGCGACGUUAUUACAUGGCCCUGAACUUGAAUAUACAUCCAGCGAUUUACGUCGUCUGGGGUAUCCGAUUGGCGCUACAGAACCUGCAAAAGGAAGAGUCGCUUCUAUGUCCCGGUCCGGAGCAUCUAGCCACUUUGAUGGCAUGCGCUUGGCGUGCAGAUGAGGGCUCUGGCCGCAAUGCAACGUAUUUAACCGACGUUGAGACAAAACGCGCCACGGCGGCUAGCUCGAGGAUUCGGCACUCUGCGUACAUGACGGCGGCUUUUGUGAAAAAGAUGACAGGUGGCUGCAGGACCAAGCCUCUUGGAAACUCAAAACAGCCACGGCGAGGGCACCAAGCCCUUGGCCGCGGCGGUGCAGCAGACGAAGAACCAAACCCCCAACCCCCGUCAACUCAACAUCGCCCGGCCGAGAGGAACUUACGCAGGGCGGUGAUUACCAACAAAACACGAGAACAGGAUCCAUCAACCAUGGGGCGCUCGUCCGGGAUCGCGUGGACACAGAGUCGCAACGGACAAGACAUCGCGCCCGGCGUUCUGGGGGCGGUGGCCGGGUGUGCUGCCCUUCCUGGCGCUGGGCGCGCGUCGGAUGCGGAACCCGCCCCAUGUUCAUUCAACGUUAGGGUUGAUGGUGUCGGUCGGCAGUCGCAAGGUGUUCCUGUUUGCUUGUUGUACCUGUUGUACGAAUACGCAGAGUAA
Messenger RNA from Chaetomium globosum CBS 148.51, 942 nucleotides. RefSeq lists its product as uncharacterized. NCBI's taxonomy places the organism in Eukaryota, Fungi, Ascomycota, Sordariomycetes, Sordariales, Chaetomiaceae. The transcript has 4 exons. The record is from RefSeq and is a predicted model, not a curated record. Bases 1 to 942 code for a protein of 313 amino acids.